Molecule: messenger RNA, 5046 nt
Organism: Thlaspi arvense
Lineage: Eukaryota; Viridiplantae; Streptophyta; Magnoliopsida; Brassicales; Brassicaceae
Source: the annotation of a GenBank genome assembly
GGGAUCUUCCUCGUCUCCGUCGUUAUCUGGCCGGCCGGUAUGGAAGGGGUUUUAAAGCACAAAAUUAAAAAAAUUAAAAAAAGGGAAUUAAAUGAUUUUUGUGGAGGAGGGGCGCACGGUAAGAAGCUUUAUUGGAAUGGCGCAUGUUAGUAGUCUCGUCUUCUUCCCGUACCGGCUGAGCCAACUAUUCUGCGCAUCUCUUCUUUUACCUUUCUCGCUCUUCUCUAUCGUACUAGGAUUAGGGUUCUUCCUCGAGACGAGCUCUUCUUAUUUCUCGUAACGAAUGUUUUCCAUACCCAUAAUCAGCUUUUAAGGGUUUCACUCUCCGAAUUUUGACGCCGUGGCUCUCUAUUCCUUCUCUCAUGGAUCCUUCAAGAAGGCAACCCAAGGACUCGCGUUACGCAAAUCUCUUUGAUCUCGAGCCUUUGAUGAACUUCCGAAUUCCGAAACCUGAAGAUGAGUUUGAUUACUAUGGGAGUAGUAGCCAGGACGAAACUAGAAGCAACCAAGGUGGGGUAGUGGCAAACUACGACAAUGGCUCUAAACCGGGAAUGAGUUUGAGCAGCAAGAAGAGAAAGCGGUGGACAGAAGCUGAUGAUGAUCCAGAGGAUGAUGAUGAUGACCUUUACAGUCGACAUGUUACUGAGGAACACUACCGAUCAAUGCUUGGGGAGCAUGUACAAAGAUUCAAAAGUAGGUCCAAGGAGUCUCAAGGGAACUCCACACAUCUGAUGGGUGUUCCGGUGCGAAAGAGCAAUGCGGGCAGUUAUAGAGGUAGGAAGCUAGGGAACGAUCACCAUGGGAGAUGCUAUGACAUGGACACCUCGUCAAAUUUUGCAGCUGAUGCGAUCCCACAAAGGCGAGGAAGCUAUCGUGAUUCAGAUAUUACCCCCAAAAUAGCAUAUGAACCUUCGUAUUUGGAUAUUGGUGAUGGUGUUAUCUACAAAAUCCCCCCAAGUUAUGACAAGCUGGUGGCGUCGUUGAACUUACCAAGCUUUUCAGAUAUUCAUGUGGAGGAUUUUUACUUGAAAGGAGCUCUGGAUUUGAGGUCAUUAGCAGAACUGACGGCUAUCGAUAAAAGGUCUGGAGCAAGAAGCCGUAAUGGAAUGGGUGAGCCUCGACCUCAAUAUGAAUCUCUUCAAGCUAGAGUGAAGGCCUUGUCAGCUUCAAACUCCAACCCAAACUUCAGCCUCAAGGUGUCAGAAGCUGCAAUGAAUUCUGCCAUUCCAGAAGGAGCCGCUGGGAGUACCGCACGGACGAUCCUGUCAGAGGGUGGUGUUUUACAGGUCCAUUACGUCAAGGUUCUGGAGAAGGGGGAUACAUAUGAGAUUGUUAAACGAAGUCUACCAAAGAAGCUGAAGGUGAAGAAUGAUCCUGCAGUCAUUGAAAAGGCAGAAAGGGACAAGAUUAGAAAAGCAUGGAUCAACAUUGUCAGAAGAGAUAUACCAAAACACCAUAGAAUAUUCACUACUUUUCAUCGGAAACAAUCAAUUGAUGCCAAGAGGUUUGCAGAUGGUUGCCAAAGAGAGGUGAGAAUUAAGGUGGCUAGAUCAUACAAAAUGCCAAGGAGUGCACCAAUUCGUACCAGGAAGAUAUCCAGAGACAUGCUGCUAUUCUGGAAGCGAUAUGACAAGCAGAUGGCCGAAGAGAGGAAAAAACAGGAAAAGGAAGCUGCUGAGGCACUAAAACGUGAACAGGAGCUUCGAGAGGCAAAAAGGCAGCAACAUAGGCUCAAUUUCCUUAUUAAACAGACUGAACUUUACAGUCACUUCAUGCGAGACAAAGAUUCAAAGCCUUCUGAAUCCUUAGGAGAUGAAAAUCUGGUUGACGUAGAGCUCCGAGAACCUUCAGCAGCAGAACAUUCUGAGGUGGAGGAUCCUGAAGUUGCUAAAAUGAAAGAAGAUGCCCUGAUAGCUGCCCAAGAGGCAGUGUCUAAGCAGAAAAAAAUAACAGAUGCAUUUGACACUGAAUAUAUGAAGCUACGGCAAACUUCUGACAUGGAAGGACCAUCAAAUGAUGUCUCAGUCUGUGGCUCGGGCAAUAUAGACUUGCAUAACCCAUCUACAAUGCCUGUUACAUCAACUGUUCAGACUCCCGAGUUGUUUAAAGGAACUCUAAAAGAAUACCAAAUGAAAGGCCUUCAGUGGCUAGUCAAUUGUUAUGAGCAGGGUUUGAAUGGCAUUCUUGCUGAUGAGAUGGGCUUGGGUAAGACUAUUCAAGCUAUGGCGUUCUUGGCACAUUUGGCUGAGGAAAAAAACAUUUGGGGUCCAUUUCUGGUCGUUGCCCCUGCUUCUGUUCUUAACAAUUGGGCGGAUGAAAUCAGUCGCUUCUGUCCUGACUUGAAAACUCUUCCAUACUGGGGAGGAUUACAAGAGCGGACAAUUUUAAGAAAGAAUAUCAAUCCCAAGCGUAUGUACCGAAGGGAUGCUGGUUUUCAUAUUUUAAUUACCAGCUAUCAGCUAUUAGUAACCGACGAAAAGUAUUUUCGCCGGGUGAAGUGGCAAUAUAUGGUUUUAGAUGAGGCCCAAGCAAUCAAAAGUUCCACCAGUAUAAGAUGGAAGACCCUUCUUGGUUUCAACUGUCGGAACAGAUUGCUUCUGACUGGUACUCCAAUUCAGAAUAACAUGGCAGAGUUAUGGGCACUACUGCACUUCAUCAUGCCAAUGUUGUUUGACAACCAUGAACAAUUUAACGAGUGGUUCUCUAAAGGAAUCGAGAAUCAUGCUGAACAUGGAGGGACUUUAAACGAGCACCAGCUUAACAGACUGCAUGCAAUAUUGAAGCCAUUCAUGCUCCGACGUGUCAAAAAGGAUGUGGUUUCUGAGCUAACUACAAAGACGGAAGUUACAGUACACUGCAAGCUCAGUUCUCGACAACAAGCUUUUUAUCAGGCUAUUAAGAACAAAAUUUCUCUGGCUGAGUUGUUUGAUAGCAACCGUGGGCAUUUUAACGAAAAGAAAUUAUUGAAUUUAAUGAAUAUCGUCAUUCAACUUAGGAAGGCAAGCUCUCUUGUUUGCAACCAUCCAGAGUUGUUCGAAAGAAAUGAAGGGAGCUCGUAUCUCUACUUUGGAGUGAGGUCCAAUUCUCUUUUGCCCCCUCCCUUUGGUGAGCUAGAGGAUGUACACUAUUCUGGUGGUCAAAAUCCGAUAACAUACAAGAUACCUAAACUCCUACAAAAAGAGAUGCUCCAAAGUUCUGAAACAUUUUGUUCUUCUAUCGGGCGGGGCAUAUCAAGAGAAUCCUUUCUGAAGCAUUUUAAUAUAUUCUCACCUGAGUAUAUUCUUAGGUCAAUAUUCCCAUCGGACAGUAGGAUAGAUCAAGCGGUUAGUGGAAGUGGAGCAUUUGGCUUUUCGCGCUUGAUGGAUUUAUCACCAUCAGAAGUUGGAUAUCUGGCUUUGUGUUCCGUCAUGGAAAGGCUAUUAUUCUCUAUGCUGAAUUGGGAGCGGCAAUUUUUGGAUGAACUAUUAGUAGACUCUUUAAUGGAUGAUGAAUUUAGUGGAGAUAACGUCAAAAAAGUUCAAACCAGGGCUGUCACAAGAAUGUUGCUGAUGCCAUCAAAAGUUGAAACGAAUUUGGUGAAAGGUAGACUAGGCGCAGGGCCUACCCGUCACUCAUUAGAAUCUCUAGUGAUCUCUCAUCAGGAUAGGCUUCUUUCAAAUAUCAAACUCCUGCAUUCUGCGUAUACUUUUAUCCCAAAAGCCAGAGCUCCACCGAUUAGCGUUCAUUGCUCGGACAGAAAUUAUGCGUACAGAAUUACAGAAGAACUACAUCAGCCAUGGCUUAAGAGACUAUUCAUUGGUUUUGCGCGAACGUCGGAAGCCAAUGGACCCAGUAAGCCGAACAGCCUUCCACAUCCUCUAAUCCAAGAAAUUGAUUCAGAACUUCCAGUUGUGCAACCUGCUCUUCAACUGACGCACAGAAUAUUUGGUUCUUGCCCGCCAAUGCAAAGUUUCGACCCAGCAAAGUUGCUCACGGACUCUGGGAAGCUGCAGACACUUGAUAUAUUAUUGAAGCGGCUUCGAGCUGGAAAUCACAGGGUGCUUCUGUUUGCACAAAUGACAAAGAUGUUGAAUAUUCUCGAGGAUUACAUGAACUAUAGAAAGUACAAGUACCUCAGGCUUGAUGGAUCCUCCACCAUCAUGGAUCGCCGAGAUAUGGUUAGGGAUUUUCAGCAUAGGAGCGAUAUUUUCGUAUUCUUGCUGAGCACCAGAGCUGGAGGGCUUGGUAUCAACUUGACGGCUGCAGACACUGUCAUUUUCUAUGAAAGUGAUUGGAAUCCCACCUUGGAUUUACAAGCUAUGGACAGAGCUCAUCGUCUUGGUCAGACAAAAGAUGGUGAUGAUGUUUUUGGAACUGCGGAUGUGGUGUCGUUGCUUAUGGAUGAUGCAGAGGCAGCACAACUGGAGCAGAAAUUCAGAGAACUACCAUUACAGGUAAAGGACAGACAGAAGAAAAAACAGUCAACGAAAUGUAUAAGAAUAGAUGCUGAAGGAGAUGCGACGUUGGAAGAGCUGGAAGAGGCUGGACGACAGGAUAAUGGAGAGGAACCUUCCCAAGAACCGGAGAAGACAAAGUCUACUAACAAAAAGAGGAAAGCUGCUUCAACUCCGAAAUCUAGAGUUUCUCAGAAAGCAAAGGAAGAAGCGAAUGGUGAAGGAGAUGCUCCCCUUCAGCCUCAGAGAACAAAAAGGGUAAAGAGACAAACAAAGAGCAUAAACGAGAGUCUUGAACCUGCAGUCUUGUCUGCAACGAAUGGAGAAUUCGAUCCAAAUGGCUCCAAGGCAGCAGACAGAUGCUAACUAAUACGAAGAUGGUUCAAAGCUUCAAUAGAUGUUAACUUCAGGCAGGUUUUAGUAUUAAAGAUGGUUCCUAGUUUUUGAGUCAAGUGUACAGAUUUUCUUAUUCAAGUUUUACUCUUUUAACGUACAUCGGUAUAUAUAUUAUUGUCGAUUUAACGAUAGACGUUAAGCAUAGGUAUUUUUAUCAUCCUCUUAUUCCAUGGAUCAUUUAGUUUUGAGCUAUUAUUAACCAUCCUCUUAUCAUAAA